This is a messenger RNA of Tarenaya hassleriana, 2650 nucleotides long. RefSeq names its product fibroblast growth factor receptor 2. Gene Ontology annotation, molecular function: ATP binding; protein kinase activity. The record is from RefSeq and is a predicted model, not a curated record. Gene Ontology annotation, biological process: protein phosphorylation. Bases 412 to 2397 code for a protein of 661 amino acids. The transcript is spliced from 5 exons. Lineage: Eukaryota; Viridiplantae; Streptophyta; Magnoliopsida; Brassicales; Cleomaceae.
AGACACACGCAGAGUCAAGCGACCGAGAAGCAUAAAAAAAAGGUUUGGAAAGUGAAAAAAAAAAAAGAGAGAGAAAAAUAGUGUGUAUGAGGGCCGGAAGCCCAAGACCAAGCCCAAGUCCAAACCCAAGCCCAAUACAUAGAUCUCAUACACUGCAUAUAAGUAGAUGGAAUUAUAAUUACUACAAAUUGGUUAAAAGGAGGAAGAAGAAGUAAAAGAGGGCAAAAGAAAGAAAUGAAAGAGUGGAGCGAACUCAUCAAGGCUCCCGAGAUUCCCACUGCUUAAAUUUACGAGCGAGCGAGCGAGCGAUCGACACCACUACCGCAGCAGCUGCAGAAAAAUACGAAAAGCCUUGAAUCUGAAACAAACCCACCAUUUUCAUCCCGAGCUUAGCUUCUCCCACGACCUACCAUGGCCGCUGCCUUGGAGUGCUGGUCGACCCGUGCCGGCGCUUCCGAUGAGGACAUGGUGGAGCAGGUCCUCAUGCGCACCCACGACAGGUCCGAGGUCCUCACUUCUCCGCCGGUGGUGGCGGGGGCUCCCGAUCACACCUCCUCCGCUAUGCAGAAGCGCCUUCAGCGUCUCGGCCGCAACGUCUCCGACGCGAUCGCAUCGCUCAAGAGCUCUCUCACUCUCGACCCGGCGCGCGACAACCAGCCAACAGCCCCCGCCUCCGCCUCCGUCUUCGGCGGACCUCCGCUGUCUAAAACCGAUGGCGGUGGUAGGAAGCUUGUGUGGGCUAGUGUUGUCCGGAACCUUGCUAAGAUGUAUCCCGGCAGCCAGUUGCCGGAGAAGCUCGUCUCGAAUCUCCGGAGGCAUUAUGAUUCCUUGCCCCUCAGUUACAGUCAGGCUGGUUUUGAUAUGAAAGAAGUAUUUCUACACAUUAAAUUGAUAGAGCAAGCUUCUGGAGACGAAAAUCCUGCGUUUAUGAUUCAAGAAGUGUCUGAUGGUGAAGCUCAGGGUUUGGUGUUCAAGUUUACCUUUGCCUCUAACUCGUCCCUUUCAUGGUCAACAAUGUCAGGGGCCCUUGAUAGUGCUUCGAUUUGUUGUAAGAAGAUACAGAUCUUCGAGAAGAAGGGGUUGACUCUUGGGGUUGUUCUUCUUGUUGUUCAAUCGGGACAAGAGAAGCUGUUCAAAGCCCGGAUAGAAAAUGCCCUCAAAUCUGCAGUCAGGAAGCCUAAACUGACCUCUGUGAAGCUACCAUUUGGGCUUUGCGGUUGUCAAGAACAGAACACAAGGUUAGGAGAACUCGGGGAUGUUGAAGAAGAAUCCAUUGAGUCGAGUUAUCGACUAGGGAUUGAAAAUUCAAACACAAGGAUUCAGCUUCAAAUGCCACUUCCAAGCUCUUCGUUUACUGUAUCAGUAGAUGAAUGGCAGACCAUCCAAUCGAGUUGCGAUGAGAUUGGGAAAUGGCUAUUGAAUUCUGAUUAUCUUGAGUUUGGUGAUCAGAUUGGACCAAAUUCUUUCAGAGGAGUUUACAGAGGAAAAAGAGUGGGCAUCGAGAAACUAAAAGGCUGUGAAAAGGGGAAUUCUUAUGAGUUUGAGCUUCGAAAAGAUCUAUUGGAGCUGAUGAUUUGUGGACACAGGAACAUUCUACAGUUUUAUGGUGUUUGCAUUGACGAAAAUCAUGGGUUGUGUGUCAUAACCAAAUUGAUGGAAGGCGGAUCACUCCAAGAGUUGAUGUUGAAGAACAAGAAGCUUCAGACUAGGGAGAUAUUGCGAAUUGCAAUUGACAUUGCUGAAGGGAUAAAGUUUAUAAAUGAUCAUGGUGUUGCUUACAGAGACCUUAACACUCGGAGAAUAUUACUAGAUAAGCAUGGAAAUGCCUGUUUGGGAGAUAUGGGAAUAGUCACAGCAUGCAAGAGUGUUGGCGAGGCUUUGGAGUAUGAAACAGAUGGCUAUCGGUGGCUUGCUCCCGAGAUAAUUGCUGGUGACCCAGAGAACAUAACGGAGACUUGGAUGAGCAAUUCGUAUAGUUUUGGAAUGGUUGUAUGGGAGAUGGUGACAGGAGAGGCGGCGUACGCCUCUUGCUCGCCAGUGCAGGCGGCGGUUGGGAUAGCAGCAUGUGGUCUGCGACCCGAUAUCCCCAAGGAUUGCCCUCAAGUCCUGCGAACUCUGAUGACCAAAUGCUGGAACAGUUCCCCCUCCAAACGGCCAAACAUCUCUGAUAUUCUGUCCACGUUGAUCCGCGCCUUUUCACGUGAGUUGAAGCGUUGGGUGACAUGUGCGGCAGAUAUCUGCAGUGAAGGGUAUUUGUCCUCGAAUGGUCAAAGAGAAGAAGGCCUCGAUUCAACAAAACAAACAAUGCACUUGUGCCAAGACAAGAGCGCAUUCCCCUGGAGAAUGUAUAACACAGAGGCAAGUUGGAGAGAGCGUUUGGUUUGCAAGGCCCAUUGAUUUCCACAGUCAACUUCCAUCCCCCAACACAGCUGCUUUGGUUUCGCCCCCAUCUUCUCUAAUUUCAAGCAUCACAGACACAGGGUUCCAACCCCCAAGUACACAUAUUACCAGACUUGGACUCAAUAAAUAGAUGAAAUUGAGCCCACAAAAAACAACCAAAGCUCCAAGGAAUUAAUUGGGCCUAUUUGUAUUUGGGCUUUUUAAUUAAUGGAGAGAGAUCUAAACCACAAGCAAAUGUUGCAGAUAAAAA